UAUAAAUGUGUAAUAUAAAACUUGCCGUUUCUUCUCAGUGGUGCCAAUGAUUGACGCCAAGCGAUAUUUCGCUUCAAGUUCAGUUAAGUAAUUGUGAUCAUGCUUGGGAAGAGGAUCAAUUCGAUAAUAUGUUAUAAGCUAGUCAUGUUUACUGAACUAAAGAAAAAUGUGCCGUCUGUAUUAUACAGGAACACUUCAAUGUGCAUGCACUUAAGAAAAGGACCGGACAGUUGCCUGUUUUACCGCAUGUUUUGCACAAUUUAAUGAAUUUCAAGCCUCGCGUUCAUCUAUAGUCUCACUGCACUGAUUACGAUCGAUUAGGGUCGUAAUACGACAUCUAGGCUAGCAAUAAACUGAAUACGCCAAGAAUUAAAUGCGGGGAAAAAGGACUAUACGUUCUCCCCUUUUUCAAUUUAUCCAUUUCUAACCUUAACAAACCCUAAUAGGUUGUGUCUUUGCUAAUAUAUAUUUGGUGCCUGUAUCUGCCAAUUUGUUUGCAGUUAUAUAUUCAAAAUUUUAUCAGUGAUAGUUGUUCAUUUAGUCGAUAAGUUGCUCUCAAGUAGAUGAGUCACAGCAGUCAACUUGUGCACAUGCAGCCUAUAAAUUCUGCCUGUCUGAUUUUUUUGCAUUCAUUCCUUCUUUUUUAGAAUGUCAAUGUUACAAAUAGCUGCUCAUCAUAGCGUUGGCUGUUCUUACUCUGGCAUGAAUUGUAUCCAGAAAUCUUUAUUUAUACUUUCACUCUUUAAUGUAUUUCAUAUACAACGCGUAUUUGGGAGAAAAGAAAUCGUAGAAAAAAGAGCAUGUACAGAUCUUUUUGAACGUUCUGUAGUGAAAAGUGCUGGAAAUGCCCCAUAUUGGGGUCACCAUUUCAUGGAAAAAAUCUGCGCGAUAUGCCAAGCAGACAACCAACUAAAAUCUUGGCUCCUGACAAGACCGUUUGAAACAAAAGAUUACGAAUCAAUACAUGUAGGUCUUGAGAUGGCCAGAACGAGAUGUGAAAAAUGCAAAAAUCAGAGAAUAAAGGUUUACAUUUUGCAUCACAACUCAAUGCAAACUCCCAGGACUUCACCCGAAAUGUUAGGAAAUCUUACGUUGGUGGAAACUCUCGUGAACAAAGUAGACUCAGCCUAUGAAUUCCAUAAUUUUUGGUUUGUGCCUGAGAAAUCAAAGUUUUCCCUGGUGCUCCUGUCUGAAGGUAGUUGUACGAGGAUUAAAAUAAUCGAGAUAUCCGCUUUCGUAUGCGAAAGAAACAUUAUCAAAGGCGUUAAUCUGACCCGCACCAUUUCUCCUGCUACUGGAUUUAAAAGAAAGAAUGCAACAUGUAAUAUGAAAAACGCGCUGAAUCUAGAAAAUGCUGAGCCAUAUGGUUUGUGUUCAAGCAAUGGAACGUGGGAUGUUCAAUCUCCGUGCAAGUGUAAAAUAGGAUUUGCCAUCGGUACCGUUGGAUAUUGCGUAGAAUGUAAAUCCAAUACAUACAAGUCGUCAAUUGGAAAUGAGAAGUGCACUCCUUGUCCAAAAAAUUCCGUGAGUGAGAAAGGACAAACUCAGUGUCAGUGCAAUGAUGGCUUCUAUCGUUUUGAAAGGGCAAAUUAUGGGCAUCCAUGUUAUGGAAUUCCUUCGGAAGUAAGGUACAUCAAAGUUUUGGAGAGAACUGAGACCACGAUUACGUUGCAAUGGCAACAGCCUCAGAAGCAGUACCAAGGUGCCGUGUAUGAAAUAGAGUGCAAUAAAUGUCCAUUAAGCACUGAUAGUGCACCAUGUGAAGAGCAGUGCGGAAGAUCAGUGACGUUUAUACCAUCACAAACUGAUCUCAAGUACACGAAUGUGAUAAUACGGGGUCUGGAACAAAACACGGAAUACCAGUUUGUGAUUUAUUCCAAGAAUAAAUACAGUGACCGCAUCAAUAAGACUAACUGGAAAAAUAGUGUGAAGAAAAUUAAAACUGAAGUUGACGAAGGCGGCGCCAAUGACAAGUUGAAAACGCCAGAGAUAAUUGCAAUUGCAUUUGGAGUAGCUAUUUUCUUGUUCAUUAUCAUCGUGGUUGCUUUACUAUUUCGGCGAAGACGAUCGGCUGCACAGUCCUUGGAAGGCGACGUCAAUUCUAAGAAUAAUGGACAAAAUUCAUUGCUUGUACUAGAAACGCUUCAUAAUCGGAAUAUUGAAGCUGAAUAUGUCGAUAUAUUGGAAGACUGGGAGAUCUCACCACGCGAUCUGAAGGUUCUGAACAAGAAUCUAGGAGCUGGCCAUUUUGGAGUCGUAAAACAAGGCUUGUAUAAACCUCAAAAUGGCGAUCCUGAGAGGGUUGCUGUAAAAAUGUUGAAAGAAAAUGCGGCCGAAUCCGAGUUAUUGGAUCUUCUGGCUGAGAUAAAGGUCUUGAAAGAAGCCAACAAGGAAAAACACCCAAAUAUCAUAAAAUUUAUUGGAAGUUGUUUUAUGAAAGGGAGACUCUUGAUGGUAACUGAGUUUUGUCCUGGAGGAAAUCUGCGAAAGUUCCUAAUCAAAAGUAGAAUCAAUGAUAACUCGUCAGAUUCACACAAUAUUUAUGUCAAUAUAACAUCAACAAUAAGCGAUCGUCAGUUGUUGAAGUUAGCUGUGGAUGUCGCUUGUGGAAUGGUUCAUCUUUCCUCUCAGAAGUUUCUUCAUCGGGAUUUAGCGGCAAGAAAUAUUCUUCUUGGCAAAGAGAGCGUGGCAAAAAUUUGUGACUUUGGUUUGGCCAGAGAUGUUGGAAGUGCUGAAGAAUAUAUACGAAAUACGCAGAAUCUUCUUCCAGUGAAAUGGAUGUCCGUGGAAAGUUUAUUUGAUGGUGUCUUCACAACUGCAAGUGAUGUGUGGAGCUUUGGCGUUCUUCUCUAUGAAAUCGCAACUCUCGGUGAGGAACCAUACAAGAACAUUCCAGCACGUGCUGUUAUCACUCACGUGGAAUCAGGAGGUCGAAUGUCAAAACCUCCACAUUGCUCCAAUGAGGUAUAUGAACUAAUGUCAAAUUGUUGGAAAGUUGAUCCAAAGGAGCGACCCACUUUCCCAGAAAUAUUCCAGGCUUUACGUGAUAUGCUGAAUGAUAGAGAGCAUACGUACAUUAACGUUACUCAAGUAAAAGAUGGACUACAGAUGGCGGUUCAGUCUGCUGUGAGAGGGUGACUAUACGAUGAAAUGAACGGAUUUCUCACAUGAUCUAUGAAGUGGGCUGAAGUUCUUGUUUUUCACUAUAUUCAAAUAGGAAUUCCGGUAAUUUAGUACGGAAAAUCAAUAAUACAAGCAUAUUUGGAAGUAGAUUUCCACAUGUAAAUGUAUUGUGAUAUUUUCAUUAUUUUUUGGGAUUGUAUAUUGUAUUUAGUUUUAGAUCUUAAGGAUGGUUCCAGAAUCCAGAUGUUUCCAAAGUGUCAAUAUAAUAAUUUUGGGAUAAUCGGCGAUGCUGGCUCAAUUGCUUUACUUGGCUUAAUACAUGAUAGCAAUGUCGCAACGUUUUAGGUUGUAAGGUUGGGUGGUGAUUUUUGCCUGAUGCUUCCUUAAUUAAGAUAUACAUUAGGCUAGGAACAGAACUAGUGUUUCAACAUAAUGACUUAGAAAUUACAUAUGAUAUACAGAUUUAUGUUCCCAACAAAUUUUGAAAGUUCCGGUGUUAAUUUCGGUUGCC
Messenger RNA from Dendronephthya gigantea, 3634 nucleotides. Its product is annotated as tyrosine-protein kinase receptor Tie-1-like. Gene Ontology annotation, cellular component: signaling receptor complex. Bases 649 to 3138 code for a protein of 829 amino acids. NCBI's taxonomy places the organism in Eukaryota, Metazoa, Cnidaria, Anthozoa, Malacalcyonacea, Nephtheidae. The record is from RefSeq and is a predicted model, not a curated record. Gene Ontology annotation, molecular function: ATP binding; transmembrane receptor protein tyrosine kinase activity; protein binding. The transcript has 16 exons. Gene Ontology annotation, biological process: cell surface receptor protein tyrosine kinase signaling pathway; protein phosphorylation; positive regulation of kinase activity.